AUGGCAAGAACGCCUACAAAGAGUCCACGGACUGCUCGUACUCCUGUCCGCAAGUCUGAUCGAAGACCAGAACCAAAGGCACGAGCUCCAACUGCACGCACAAGGCGAAGAUACCGUCCGGGUCAGGUCGCCCUCAAAGAAAUAAGACAAUACCAGAAAUCAACAGAGUUGCUCCUCAGGAAACUGCCCUUUGCUAGGCUGGUCAGAGAAGUAGCCCAAGAAUUCGUAACUGGAGGUGAACUCGACGGAGAGUUACGAUUCCAGUCACACGCUUUGAUGGCAUUGCAGGAAGCUGCUGAGGCCUACCUCGUACACUUGUUUGAAGAUUCGAACUUGUGUGCAAUCCACGCCAAACGGGUCACCCUCAUGCAAAAGGACAUGCAGCUCGCUAGACGUAUUCGUGGUCCACUAUUUGGUUGA
This is a messenger RNA of Synchytrium microbalum, 420 nucleotides long. RefSeq lists its product as uncharacterized. Gene Ontology annotation, cellular component: nucleosome. Gene Ontology annotation, molecular function: DNA binding; structural constituent of chromatin; protein heterodimerization activity. Lineage: Eukaryota; Fungi; Chytridiomycota; Chytridiomycetes; Synchytriales; Synchytriaceae. The record is from RefSeq and is a predicted model, not a curated record. The transcript is spliced from 4 exons. Bases 1 to 420 code for a protein of 139 amino acids.